UAAUCGAACAAAUGUUACAGAUCUGGCAACCUUUCCUUUCGCGCAUACUAUCACUUUCUUGCUAUUUUUGGCUCCUCACAUGCUCUUCCCAUUUGAAGGGCUUCAUCUUGCGACUUGCAGAGAUUGGGAUGGUGAGCCGUUGGGGGCCAGUGGUGGUGGGAAGACUGGCUGCGACGAAGCUGGCGGAGGUGAGGAUGGCGCAUGCGAGGGUAUCGAAGGUGAUGGUUGGUGUAGCGAGGGGCGAGAGAAGAGGCGAAUCGUCGCCUCAUGCCUCGAUCGCCAUUGUCGCUGCUUUCCUCCUGCCUCCUCUAUCCGAUACCCGUCUUCUCUUGUCGUUGUCUGUCUCUUUGGGCGCCUCGUUGACGUUCUUCAUAGCCACAACGACGGUUUCUGUAGAGAGAGGUGGUGAAGUGAAAAGGCAGUUCGUGAGGAAAGAGGGAAUGAGUUGAGUGGCAAUGGGUUGAAGGAGCGGUGAUAAUUGAGUUUUUAUAUGAGGGUUUUUAUGUAAUAUUACUAAACUAUCCUUGAAUUAAUCCUGACCCUAGAAUAAUUAUUUUAUGCUAAUGGUUAUUAUAGAAGUUAGUAUGGUGCUAACUCCUUAAGGGGUUAGCAACCAAUCUAAUUCCAAUUCCAUUGGGUCUAAAAUUUGGGAAUUAAAAUUCCUAUCAAAAGUGAUAGGAAUUGAGAGAAUGAAGAUGAAAUUAAUGG
Linum trigynum is the source of this 708-nucleotide messenger RNA. Lineage: Eukaryota; Viridiplantae; Streptophyta; Magnoliopsida; Malpighiales; Linaceae. The record is from the annotation of a GenBank genome assembly.